AUGUCACCAACAGAGAUACCAAGGUCAAGGUCGUUCAUAUCACGGGCAAGGACAUUAGCUAAUAUGGAAAAUUAUGUAGGAGACAAAUUACAGCCAGUUAAACAGUUCAAACAGUCUAUCCAUUAUAAAGCAAUUAUUCUAUACCUAUUUUAUUUCAAUAUCAAUACGUUCAUAUCAAAUCAAAAACCUAUAAAUACUGUAAGAAAAACAGCAUCAGAUAUUGGAGUAUUUCAAAAGUGGCUGAAAGAAGCAGUUCCGGGUGAAUGUAAAAAACUGGAAGAUAUCAGCCCAGACUGUUUGAAUACCUACCUAAAAAGUUUUUACCUGACAGUCAAGAAACAAAAUGGAGAAGAUUAUGAACCGGACAGCCUUAGUGGAAUAAAAAACAGCAUAGACAGAUAUUUGUCGGAUAAAAAUUACUCUACAAGUGUAUGCAGAGGCGAGGAAUUCAAGUCGAGUAGGAGUGUUUUACUGGCUAAAGGAAAACAGCUGAAAAAAGAUGGAAAGGGCAGAAAACCAAACAGAGCAGAACAAGUUUCAGAAGAAGAAGAACAGGUACUGUGGGAACGUGGUAUAAUGGGCCGAUCCUCCCCUAUGGCUUUGCUGCGUGCAAUCUGGUGGAGAAAUAACUUUUUUGGGUUAAGAGGGCGUGACGAACACAAUAAAUUGAGAUGGGGCGAUGUGACAAUACUUGAGGAAGUUGAUGGUGCCAGAUACAUGCAGUAUGAGGAAAGAGACACAAAGACAAGAAAAAAUCCAGGGGAAGACAGGCCAAUAAAGCCAAGGGUUUAUGCUACACCCAACAAGCCAGAGACCUGCCCUGUAAAUCUGCUGAUAGAGUACACACACAGGCGACCAUUGACAAUGUGCCAGCCAGAUAGCCCAUUUUAUCUGCAGAUACACCAGCAUUGGGAAAAACCUGGACCAUCAGGCUCAGUUGCACAGGUCUGGUUCAAAAACCAGCCUAUGGGAGUUCACAGCCUUGGAAACAUGAUGAAAACUAUGUCUGAACUGGGGGAAUUGCCAGGACGCAAGACUAACCACUCGGGAAGGAAGACAACAGUUAAACGCCUAAAAGAAGCAAACUUUGACAAUGUAGACAUUAUUCAGUUAACUGGUCACAAAAAUGUACAGUCACUAAACUCUUACAGUACUGUACCUACAAAAAUCCAAAAAACAAUGUCAGAAGUCUUAACAUCAGCAUCAACAGUUGCGUCUAGCACAGCCGCGUCCAGUGCAGUUACGUCUAGCACAGAGAGUACUGAAUUUCCAGAAAUUCCUCCUCAAGAAAUGGAAGAGAUACUCAACACUAUUGAGCAGUCUGAAAAGUUGCAAACUGUUGAAACUACUUCCAAGCAAAUUGUGACAAAUCAGGACAUUCAAUUAUUAUCCAACCAGGUACUUAGAUCUUCAGGGGGGUUAGGAACUCCAAUAUUUUCUGGGGCAAAUGUAAGUGGUGGACAAUUCACUAUCAACAUUAACUUUAAUUCUGCAUAGGUUUGAUAGACUUACUUGAUGUAGGUCCUUGUAUAUAGUAUUUCACAAUUGUUCAUGGACAGUUAAUGAAUAAAUGUUUAACUUUUUAUUUUGAAUCAUCUUUGUUAACUUGAAGUUAUUGAAGGUAAUUCCUGUGUUGCUGUUUAACCCUUAUCAUGCUCGACACGAUUGGUUCUAUCAUUGUGACUAGAGUAGAUCAUAAUUAGCCUGCACAUCCGUGCAGUCUGAUCAUGAUCUGCACUGUUCGCUAUUCAGUCAGUAUCUAUUUGGUAAGCACCCCUUUUAACAGUUAAUGGUGCUGUCCGAAUUCAAAGAUGGACAAAUUCAUUAUAGAAAUUUAGCAUGAAAGGGUUAAUCUCUGUUCUUUUCAAAUGUACUUGGGCAAUUGAAGUAUCUGUGCUUCAUUAAAUAUAUUUAUCACAUGUUUGACGUCGCGGGAGUGAAAUAAAGCCAUUAAAUAAAGUCAUUUAUCACAUGUUUGACGUCGCGGGAGUGUAAUAAAGCCAUUUAUUUUAUGUUUUCCAGUGAAUUAUAGAGUUUUCUCAGUGAAAUAAAAGUGAUAAUCCACAGUUUUGAAACAGUAGAUUAUCAUUUUUAUUUUCACUGUUUUUGCUGAACUAGUUCCGGUCCUCCGUCGCAAUUGAAGUCAAAUUGUAUACCGGGCGUUAUGAAUACCGGGGACCAUAAUGACUAGGACGUCGUUAAAAUGACGUCAUUUGUGUUAUGCUUUCUGUUGAUCUUUCCCGCGAUUUUUGAAAAAAAAUAUAAAUUACGCAACAAAAAUAGAGUUUUACACAUGAAAUAAAAAGAAAAUUUGUUUGUUUCAGUGAAAUAUCAAUUUUAUUUCACUCGUGAGCACCAAAAAAAAGUCAUUUUCACUCGUGGCUACGCCACUCGGGAAAAUAUCAGUUUUUGAUGCUCACUUGUGAAAUAAAAUUGAUAUUUCACUGAAACAAACAAAUAUCCUCUAUUAAAUAAAAACGAUAAUACACUAGUGUAAUAAAGCUUUGACGUCGACGUCGUUUAUAGUAUUGGAAACGUUGGUCAAAUUGACUUGUUUAUAUAGUAAAAGAAAGUAGAAUUUGUGAUGCUUCGACAGGAAAGACUAACAUGUGAUAAAAAGAAUGUUACAUUUGUGACUUUCCAAAUUGAAUUUAUUAAACUCGUUUAAUAAAAUUGAUAAAAUGCUCGGCAGAGCCUCGCAUUUUAUCAUUUUAUUCAACUCGUUUAAUAAAUUCAAUAUGAAAAGACACUCAUGUAAUAUCCUCUAUAUAUCACAUGUUUGAUGUAGCAAGAGUGUAAUAAAGCUAUUACAUAAAGGUGAUAAUACACUAGUGUAAUAAUGCUUUGCCGUCAACGUCAUUUAUAGUAUAGGAGAUGUUUGUCAAAUUUACUUGUUUACAUAUAUAUUAAAAGAAAGUAGAAUUUUUGAUGUUUUUGCAGGAAAAGCUAACAUAUAAUAAAAAGAAUAUUACAUUUGUGACUUUCCACAUUGAAUUUAUUAAACUUGUUGAAUGAAAUGCACUUGCCCCGGCGUCGCCGUUGCUUAAAGGUUUUGAUAAAGUCAAAUAUCUCUGUUACUAUCAAAGCUAUUGACUUGAAACUUAAAAUAGUUAUUUACUAUCAAAGUCUACACCAGGAGAAACAAUCCCCAUAACUAUGAUUUGAAUUUUGACAGAAUUAUGCCCCUUUUUAACUUAGAAUUUUUUUUAAAAACAAUUGAUAAAGUCAAAUAUCUCUGUUACUAUUAAAGCUUUUGACUUGAAACUCAAAAUAGUUAUUUACAAUCAAAGUAUACACCAGGAGACACAAUUCCCAUAACUCUGCUUUGAAUUUUGACAGAAUUAUGCCCCUUUUUAACUUAGAAUUUUUGGCGAAGUCUUUGUUGCAGAUUGUAUAUUGUCCCACUAAUAGUAAGUUGUUAGGCGAAAAUUGUUGGCACUUCUAGUGCUCUUUGAGUUUACGUGAAAUUUAUAAUGUUAAUAUACAAUUAUUAUUAAAUUGAUUUUUUUUGUUGAUUGUUAUUGG
Molecule: messenger RNA, 3525 nt
Organism: Mercenaria mercenaria
Lineage: Eukaryota; Metazoa; Mollusca; Bivalvia; Venerida; Veneridae
Exons: 5
Coding region: 1-1497 (498 amino acids)
Biological process (GO): DNA recombination; DNA integration
Molecular function (GO): DNA binding
Source: RefSeq, a predicted model, not a curated record